Molecule: messenger RNA, 1777 nt
Organism: Canis lupus familiaris (dog)
Lineage: Eukaryota; Metazoa; Chordata; Mammalia; Carnivora; Canidae
Gene: OR9I2
Product: olfactory receptor family 9 subfamily I member 2
Exons: 4
Coding region: 1-690 (229 amino acids)
Biological process (GO): G protein-coupled receptor signaling pathway; sensory perception of smell
Cellular component (GO): membrane
Molecular function (GO): G protein-coupled receptor activity; odorant binding; olfactory receptor activity
Source: RefSeq, a predicted model, not a curated record
AUGGAGAAGAAUGGCACCAUGGUGACGGAAUUCAUUCUGCUGGGGUUCCAGCUGCCGGCAGAGCUGCAGAUGGGUCUCUUCCUUGUGUUUCUGGUCCUUUAUUUCAUUACCUUGGUGGGCAACCUGGGCAUGAUCGUGUUGAUUCAGAGAGACCCUCGUCUCCAAACCCCCAUGUACUUCUUCCUCUGCCAUCUUUCCUUCUUGGAUAUUUGCUAUUCCUCUGUCAUUGUCCCUCAGUUUCUUGAAACCUUGGGUACCGAUAAGAUGGCCAUCACCUAUGAGUGCUGUGCCACUCAGUUCUUCUUCUUUACCCUCUGUGCUAGCACUGAAUGUUUCCUUUUGGCUGUGAUGGCCUAUGACCGCUAUGUGGCGGUGUGUAACCCCCUCCUCUAUGCCACUGCCAUGACACCACAGACUUGCCUGGGGCUGGUGACUGGGGCAUAUGCUGGUGCCAUGGUCAAUGCUGUGAUCCGCACUGGGUGUACCUUCUCUAUCUCUUUCUGCUAUUCUGAAGAUUCGUACAGCAGGUGGCAAAGCCAAGACUUUCUCCACCUGUGCUUCUCACAUGACCGCAGUAGCUCUUUUCUUUGGGACACUCAUAUUCAUAUACCUGAAAGCUUGAGAAACAAGGAAGUGAAGGAGGCUCUGAAGAAAGCUUUCAAUGGGAUGAAGGUUUCCCAAGCAGACUAAGACUUGAGCUCCAUCAGUUCAAAGUUCCAGCAAGUCACCUGUCAGGGCAAUGUACAGAGGACUCACUUAGUUUUCUCCACCAAGACAUGGCUACGAACAAGGAGGAAGAGCAGGAGCUGCCAGUAUCAGUUACACAGUGAAAAUGACCAUGGUUCCCAGUGACCUGCUCUGCAAAGGAACACAGAAGCUUUCACCACUGAAGAAACCAACAGCCAGCAUAGUUGUGGACCCCAUCCAGAUUUCACUGGUUUUCACCCCAUGGAUUUCUGUGUGUGCAGAUGCCAGCCACCUGAGUCCCUCCCACUUCUUUACCACUGUCCCCUCUGUACCAGCGGCCAGCCCAGGUCUCUGUGGCUGUGUGAGUGCAAAAUUCCAGCUUAGACUCCCACAGCUGAACUUCACUGCCUUGUGUGCACUCAAGGCUAGCCUUUCCACCUGUGCACUGACAUGCUUAGAACCUGACUCUUGUCAGCAGCCUUCACUAUUGUGCAUAUGUCUAUGGAAAGCCCUGUAGCCCUGAGGGUGCAUGAUGACAGCCAAGGCCUUUUGGCACCAGCAGCAAAGGCAACAAACAAAAAUCAACAAGUGAGCCUACAUCAGACUAAAAAGCUUCUGCACAACAAAAGAAAUGAUCAGUAAAAUGAAAAGGCAACCUAUGAGUGGGAGAAAAUAUGGGCAAACUAUGUGUCUGAUAAGGGAUUAGUAUCUAAAAUAUAUAAAGAACUCAUACAACUCAAUAGCAAUAAAACAAACAAAUUAAAAAUGCGUAGAGGACCUGAAUAGGUAUUUUCCCAAAGAAAACAUACAAACGGAUAACAGGUACAUGAAAACGGAUACAUAGUGAUACUCAGCAUUGCUAAUCAUAGGGAAAUGCAAAUAAAAACCAUCAUGAGUCACUGCUUCACAUUUGUUAGAAUGGCUACUCUCAAAAAGGCAAGAACUAACAAACAUUGGUAAGAAUGUGGAGAAAAGAGAACUCUUGUGCACCGUUGGUGGGAAUAUAAAUAGGUGUAACCACAAUGGAAAACAGUAGGGAGGUUCCCAAAAGAUUACAAAUAGGACUAUCAUGUGAACGAGCAAUCCCACU